Sinocyclocheilus anshuiensis is the source of this 2255-nucleotide messenger RNA. RefSeq names its product gastrula zinc finger protein XlCGF57.1-like. Gene Ontology annotation, biological process: regulation of transcription by RNA polymerase II. Gene Ontology annotation, cellular component: nucleus. The coding region runs from base 568 to 2010 and encodes 480 amino acids. Lineage: Eukaryota; Metazoa; Chordata; Actinopteri; Cypriniformes; Cyprinidae. The record is from RefSeq and is a predicted model, not a curated record. The transcript is spliced from 3 exons. Gene Ontology annotation, molecular function: DNA-binding transcription activator activity, RNA polymerase II-specific; RNA polymerase II cis-regulatory region sequence-specific DNA binding.
GGUGGCUUCUGCCGCUUCUGUGAGAAAUCAUUCUCGAAGUCUUGAGGUUUGGAUGCCAGAAGAUAGACUUUUUAUUAUCAAUUUAUUAUUAUCGUUAUUAGACAAUGAAGCCGAGAAACUCUGCAGAGAAUCUAUAGAGUCUGUGUCUGCACACUGUUUUUCCUCAAGGCGUGUUCAACUAAUUUCAUACAUUGUCGUUAUUAUUUAUCAUCUUUUUUUUUUUUUUCCUUUUUUGGCUGUGCCUCCAGUCUGUUGUUAGGAAGUAGACAGGAGGCCUCGAUUUAUGUUCAGUGAAACGAGGAGGCCUCAUCAUAUAUUUUGUCUAAUGUCCAAAUAGGAAUUGCAGCUUCACCAUAAAAUGUAUUUUCGUAAUGUCUUCACAUUCUCAUGCAGGCCUCCAUACACACAGGCAAACACAUGAUGAUAAAAGUAGAAUAAAUUGAUACAUAAAUGGCUAUAUUCACAUUGAUUUUACUUGAUUAAUUCACAUUUUGACGAAUGAAAAAUCCUCUACACUUCCAGAAAGAAAUUCCUGUUCAGUGAAGCUCCUCCCACAAACCCUGCAGAAUGAAAAACACUGAAGAUACUGAAGAACAAACAGAGCUGAUGGAAGAGAACGAGGAGAGUGAAGAACUGAGUGAAGUGGAGGAGAAACAUCAUGACAAACAUGGAGAAAAACAUUUGAGUCUCUCAAAGACUAAAAAGACAUUUUUAAAGAAAAGAAGAGCCAAGGAAUCUUUCACCUGCACUCAGUGUGAAAAGAGUUUCUCAAGGAAAUAUAAUCUUGAGCUUCACAUUAGAGUUCACACUGGAGAGAAACCGUUCACGUGUGAUCAGUGCGGGAAGAGUUUCACACAAUCAGCAAACCUUAAAGGACACAUGAGAAUUCACACCGGAGAGAAGCCGCACACUUGUGUUCAAUGUGGGAAGAGCUUCACAGGAAAAGCACACCUUAAACAACACAUGCGAAUCCACACUGGAGAGAAGCCGCAUACAUGCGAUCAGUGUGGGAAGACUUUCACACGCGAAACAAGUCUUGAGCUUCACAUGAGGAUCCACACUGGAGAAAAGCCUUUCAGCUGUGAAAAGUGCGGGAAGAGUUUCACACAAAAAAUACAUCUUAGGCAGCACAUGAGGAUCCACACUGGAGAGAAACCAUACCCAUGCGAUAAAUGUGGGAAGGGUUUCACGAAUUCAUCACACCUUAAGAGUCACAUGAGGAUCCACACCGGAGAGAAGCCGUUCAUGUGUGAUCGGUGUGAAAAGACAUUCUCAUGCAAACACAAUCUUGAUCAUCACAUGAGAGCUCAUACUGGAGUGAAGCCGUUCAUAUGUGAUCAGUGUGGGAAGAGUUUCAUGGACUCUUCAAAACAUAAAAGACACAUGAAGGUCCACACUGGAGAGAAGCCGUUCACAUGUGAUCAGUGCGGGAAUAGCUUUAAAGAAAAAAUAGACCUUAAAAAACACAUGAGGAUCCACACUGGAGAGAAACCUUACGCAUGUGAUCAAUGUGGGAAGAGUUUCACAGAUUCAGCGUACCUUAAGAUUCACAUGAGGAUCCACACCGGAGAGAAGCCGUUCGAGUGUGAUCAGUGUGAAAAGAGAUUCUCAAUUAAAAGUAGACUUCAACUUCACAUGAGAAUCCACACCGGAGAGAAGCCAUAUGCAUGUGAUCAAUGUGGGAAGAGAUUCCCAAUCAAAGCAAGUCUUGAGCUUCACAUGAGGAUCCACACGGGAGAGAAGCCGUUCAUGUGUGAACUGUGUGAAAAGAGAUUCUCAAUAAAAAAAAAUCUUAAACUUCACAUGAGGAUCCACACCGGAGAGAAGCCAUUCACAUGUGACAAGUGUGGAAAAACAUUUUUCUGGGCAUCAAACCUGAAGAAACACCUGACAGUUCAUACGAAGGAGAAGCCGCAUUCAUGUUCUGAGUGUGGAAAGAGUUUUUCACUGCUGCAAAGUUUAAAAAAACAUCAGAAAAUACAUACUGGUCAUUUACCGGUGUUGAUUUGACUGCUCCUAAACACAUUCUAAGUGCUCUGUAUUGUAUUCUAUCUAGCUUCUUUAGCAAUGUCUCUGACGCCGCACCAUAUAUCAUGCAGCCAUAAUCAAAUACAGAUCUAAUCAAAGCUUGAUACACUUUCAUCAUUGAAGAUCUUUCUGCUCCCCAUUCUUUACCAGCUAUUGCCCUCAUAACAUUUAAAGUUUUCCUACACUUUUUCUCCACUUCUUCUAUAUGUUUUUUCCAAGUGUACCUG